Messenger RNA from Aspergillus ibericus CBS 121593, 632 nucleotides. RefSeq lists its product as uncharacterized. The record is from RefSeq and is a predicted model, not a curated record. The transcript has 3 exons. Bases 47 to 298 code for a protein of 83 amino acids. NCBI's taxonomy places the organism in Eukaryota, Fungi, Ascomycota, Eurotiomycetes, Eurotiales, Aspergillaceae.
CAUAUACCCUCCGCCAAAAAUCCUCACAACUAAACAACCAACCAACAUGUUGUUCAACUUCUUCAAGUCCAACAAGGAGGAAUCCACUGCCACCCAACAACCCGCCUGGGAUCCCAACACUAUGACCAUGCAGCAGCCCUCCAGCCCUGAGGCUCCUUCCACCGAGCGCGUCGUCACUCAGCAGCCUAACACCCAAGAAGAAAUGAAAAUGAACCUGCGUGGAGGUGGUGCCGGUGAUGUUUGCUGCGGAGUUUGCGCCGGUCUUCUCUGCUUCGAGUGCUGUGAAGAGUGCUGCUAGAUACCCAACCACAAUACUACGUAUCUUGAUUAGCCCACCGUUUGCAUAUAAUCGCUACAAGGAGGGCGGAAGUUGGACAGCUGUAUGAGAUAUGAAGAUGAGAUGAGAUGAGAGAUACCCCAAUCUGGAUGCUGGAUCUGGAAUGAUCUGGAUAACUGGUUGGGUUGAUGAUUCGAUGGAUGGAUGGAUGGACAGACGGAUUGAUGGUGUUUUGAUUCCCAUUGGCUGGUUGCCCGAUCGCUUAUACCCGGUGUAUCUACAUGAUUUGACUUUGGUUUUAGUUUGAUAUGAAUGGUUAAGAUGAUUAUUGUGUCUAUGGAUUGUGCUUUGUAGU